Lathyrus oleraceus (garden pea) is the source of this 1538-nucleotide messenger RNA. RefSeq lists its product as uncharacterized. The record is from RefSeq and is a predicted model, not a curated record. Bases 289 to 1227 code for a protein of 312 amino acids. Lineage: Eukaryota; Viridiplantae; Streptophyta; Magnoliopsida; Fabales; Fabaceae. The transcript is spliced from 8 exons.
GAACCGAUAAUCCGGUCGGUAUGAGACAUUUUCUUAGACAAAACAAACUCAUACUGUUUUAUAAUUUUAAAAAAUUAACUGAAAAUAAUUUAUUUAUUUUGUAAAAACUACAUAUAAAAAGUACGUGCCAUUUUGCAUCAUCUAAGUCAGCAACGCUUUGCCUCUCUCGCGCCGUCGCCGUCGCCGUCUGCCGCAACACAACCAUAUUCCCACGCUCGCGCCGCUCCCCACGGCUCCAUUUUUCUCAGUUCACAGAAUCUCAGUCACAGGUAACAAUUCUCUGCGCUUAUGCGCUUAGCUACGGUGGACUCAACAAUGGAAACCCUAGACUCAGAACCAUCGUCUCCUUCAACAACCAUUGAUUCCAAACCUCAAAUCUCUUCUCCAUUUCCGUCCUCAAUGCUCAGACUGUGGAGACAAGCUGCCCAGCGCAAUCUGAGAAACCAGUGGCCACAAUUGGCAUUGCUUAAGGAUCAAUGGUUCUCUAUUUCUUCCACCUCAAGAUCUUACGCUUCGGCUCUCGUCAAUGCUCAUCUUUCUCAAAGGUACAUCCCUGAUAUGAAGUUGGGUGUUUUGAGCAAUAUGUCUGAUAUAAGAAAGAGAGCUAGUUUUAAACUAUUCAAGCAGCAGAAACUUCAGAGGAGCCAAUUAUUGCUGUCUUAUAAGGACAUGGUGGGCGUUGUAAGUAAAAUGAUCAAUGUUAGCAGAUCAAUGAAAUGUUUUUUCAGAAGAUCAAACAAUAGUUCAUUGUUACAAUUUUCCCAUUACUAUAAAGACCAGAGUGACUCUGGAGAUAGUGGAGAUGGUGGUGGAAUUCCGGUGUUUGCAUUCUUAUCAAUCUCUUCGCAUGAGAAAUUGGUGGAGGAGCUGGUUCAGAUGUUCAGAUUGGAACUGUGUUUGAAGCGCCUACUUGUUCUUGAAUUUAUGUUCAUUGGUGAUGAUGCUUCACAAGUAAACCAGCUGCAUUGGUCAUCUCAGAUUUAUGUUGAUGAAUUCAAAGAUUUAAGUGACUGCAAUCUGUUUUGUGAGGUGACCCAUGGACCAGUUCCGCCAAGAUUGAGGGAGGGGAAAUCUGACAUGGGUACUUUAAGAUUCGACAGCCAACCUAACCCGGAGGUUUUACAGGUUUAUUUAACAUCGUGGCUUGCAGGGAUGAACAUAAACACUUCCAGGGUGAACGAAAUAUUUGAAGUUGUUGGGGAGGAAAUGCACAUUAGCAUAGGUUAAAUAAAUGUUUUGUCGUCAUGAGUACAAUCUGAUGAGCAUGUUAUCAGAGUUAGAUUAAGUGGUUACACCUUCAAUGGCUCUUUUCAAACAUUGUCAAGCUUAGAAAGAGGUAAAAGGAAUGGCAAGAGAUGGAGACUUGCAGUAAAAGGAUUACCAAGUCAUGGAGAUAGGUAGGUUUAGUGUGAUAACAGUCACAAAAUAACGAUGAUUUUGUUUUUCCUUAUGUCAAUAAAUUUUGUUCUAAGGUAAACUUAGCACGAUGGUUGUCAGCAUAGAUACAAAACUGAUUUCUUAUAUGAUGUAUUUUGUUA